GCUGGUCCAUACCACCUGGCUUUUGAAGGCUUCUUGCUGGUGUGGGUCAUCUGGCUCCUGGUUGCUGCCAAGUCACGGCCUCGCCCUAUCAAGCUCACUAAGAAGGAGGAGGAGCAGCUACUGGCAGAGUGGACGCCUGAACCGCUGCUUAGCUCUGCGCCUGACCCUGAACACCCAGCCCUUAACACACGUACUGUUAAGGGCAAGCUGGGCCACUACGUUGACCUUGGUAGUGGUCCGCUGCUGAACCUGGCAAGCCAUGACUACUUGCGCUUCAGUGAGCAUGAAGGCAUCGAGACUGCCGCCCUGGAGUGCCUCCACCAGUAUGGUGUGGGUUCCUGUGGCCCUCGAGGUUUCUAUGGCACAACAGAGGUGCAUCUUGCCUUGGAGCAGCGACUUGCCGAGUUCUUCCAGUGUGAGUCCUGCGUUCUGUAUUCAUAUGGCUUCUCUACCAUGGCCUCGGCUAUUCCAGCCUACGCCAAAAGUGGUGACGUUAUCUUCGCUGACGAGGCGGUAUCCUUCUGCAUCCAGCGUGGCCUGCAGGCCUCGCGCUCGCGCAUCGUCUACUUCCGUCACAACGACUCAGGGCAUCUGCAGCAGCUGCUCGAGCAGCAGGCGAUCAUUGACAGCAAGAACCCGAAGAAAGCAAAUGCGACCCGCCGCUUUCUCGUUGUCGAGGGACUCUACAUGAACACGGGCAACAUCUGCCGCCUGCCUGAGCUCGUCGAGCUCCGCCACAAGUACAAACUGCGCCUCUUCAUUGACGAGUCUUGCGCCUUCGGCACCCUCGGUCCCCACGGCCGCGGCGCCCUCGACCACUUCAAUAUCCCCAUGAGCGAGGUGGACCUGAUCAUGGGCAGCCUGGAGUACGGCGGUGGAAGCACCGGUGGCUUCGCGGCGGGCACGUCAUUCGUGGUGGAGCACCAGCGCCUCAACGGCCUGGGCUACGUAUUCAGUGCCUCCCUGCCGCCCCUCCUUGCCGCCGCUGCCAAGCAGAUGUUGGAAAUAUUGGAGGCUGAGGCUAAAGACUUGGUGCCCACGCUGCAGCACCGUGCUUCACAGCUGCACUCUGGUCUCGCUGUUGCACUUCCAGCUAAGAUGUGUGUGUCAGGCUCGGUGAUUAGCCCCAUCAAGCACGUGGCGUUCAAGCCGUCGUCGGGGCUGACGGUGAAGCAGCAGGAGAGCGCCUUGCACCGCAUCGUCCAGGAGGUUGAGCAGCGCGGAGUGGCGGUGGUGGUGGCAUCUCUGCUACGCUCUAAGGAGGUCUGCCCGCCACCGCCGUCCAUCCGCCUCGUGGUCAACGUCCGCCUCACUGACGCCGAGAUCACCACCGCCAUCACUGCCGUCGCUGACGCCUGCGCCGCCGUCAUAGAAGCCGAGGCUCUCUGAUCUUCAGGACACACAUAUUCUUCUGCCUGGCCAUUUAUUGUUAAGUUUUUAUGAAUAUGCUUACUGUUGUUUCAAAAUUAGAUCAUUUCUUUUCUAUCGGCAGCUUUCAGUAUUGUCACAAUUUUAUAAACGUAUUAAUAACUUAGUUAACAUUACUGCUUGUUAGUAAUGCUAGCAGAAUUGAUCUGUUGCUUAGUGGUCGAAUAUAUCGUGCGCUCUCGUCUGUUGUGAGAUUGUGUUUAAUCCUUAUCGUUGAGAUAUCUUUUAGCAUCAAGACUGAAAGAAUGGAUGCAUGUAUUCAGUAUGUGUAGAUGUUUAUGUUUCUUUUUGCUGUUCGUAAGCACCAUUUAGCCACUGGCUCGCCGUUGUCUCUCUGUCAAACUGGGCUGAAUUUUUUUGUUGUUGUUGCGGUGCCAUUAGGAAAGAGUGGAAAAGAACAAGAUGUGGCGCAGAGUGACCAGAAAGAAGAAGGAGAAAUGAAAAUGACAGUAGGAGAUGAAAAGGCGCAUUGCGCAUGAUUGGGUUGGCUAUAGGUGGUUGGAGGUGUUCGGCUACUAGCACUCGGUCAUCAGUUCCCAGACUGUGGCUGCUGUCGAAGCCAAUUAUAUUCUGUUAACGCUGGAAUUAAUAAACGGAUAGUUUUUUGAAAUUAUAUUGAGUAUAGGAAUGAUUAAACUGAUCGUUUAUAGGAAUUCUUACACUGAUGUUAAGUAGCUGGUUUCCUAACAGCGUGCCCGUUAUGUCAAGAAUAACCAGUAAAUAUGCUAUGGUUCUCUUGCGACGAUUUCAUAUAUUGUUUGCGUUAAUUCUUAGUUCAAAUUUUCUCACAAGUUGCUUAUGUUAUCGAUCUUACAUUUGCAUACUUUAUUCUUAGCUAUUUUUAGUUUUUUUUUAUCAAUCUUUCUUUGUUUUAUUCGUGGAUGUUUUUUUUUUCUCAACAAAACAAAGCUGUGCCCUCUUUGUCUCCUGCUAUCAUAGAUAGCACCAUGUUUCUAAUUUUAUGGAUAGCACAUGAAAUAUUAUUCCGUAACUCAAGUGUAUGCGAGUUUUUUUAACGUCUUUUCAAAAUAAGUUUAUUCGCAGGAUCUUGUUGUGCUAAAAUUUCUAUGAUUAAUAAUUUCGAACCUGAAUAGUGAUUCGUGGGCCUUGAACAACAAGACUUGGAAAUGUGUGGCCUUAAUCAGUUAGACUUAAUGAUAUAGAAAUAAAUGUUUUUAUCGAUAAAGGUUAUUACGACAAGCAUCCCAAUUUGAAUUUUACUGACAUGCCUCUCAUGAAUGUUCAUGUUUAGGGGCUCCGUAAGUUGGUUCAGUUGUAUUGCGUUACUUUUGAUUGUUCAUUUUGUUAUAGUAUGUUGAAGUGAAAGUAUCUUGAGGUUGUUAUAGGUAUUUACUGGCUCUCUGUCUGUUUUUCUUGAUGUCCCGCGGUAAAAGGAUGGAAGCCACGCUUGUUUAGGUUAAAAUUUUUAGGUCAAAAAAUUUUCAGGCUGUUACUGAAGUAUAUAGCAUAAGCAGUUGUUGUUACUACUAAUUUUGGUGAUGCAUAUUGAAUAACUAACAAGAAAUUUAGGCUCUCUUAACUAUUUCGAUUGAUUCAUUUGUAAAUUCUACUAUACACAAUUAUAUACGUUCAUGUCUCGAGUAAGGUAAUGUUACAUACAUUGAGAUCAGCGUGGCUAAGUAAAAACUUUAACAUCCCAUAAGUGAUUCGUGAUGCACGCGUUCCGUGUGUAUAUGCCGAGCGAAAAUCACGCGUGCUAACCCUUACUAUCUAACGAACCUUUCCUGCUUGUUGCUUAUUGAUCAUACCAGUAAUCAGUUUGAGCCUCCGUUUUGCGAGGUGGCCCUAAUUAACUGGCUAAAUUCCAGAAACCUAUCGCUAAUGCAUCAAAUCGGUAGCACCAAGUAGGAAGUUUCUCUUUAAACGACCUCUUGGGGCUCCUGGUAACUCAUGAUACUUACUCACAAAUGACCGAUGAACGCAACGCACAUAUGUGAAUGAAAGACAUAUUUAAUUGUCUUACUUUUGACUCGAAGGUUUGUUUGAGAAGUGGUGCGAUGUAUAGGAUAGAUAAAGUUUCGAGUUUUUGUGUGUAUUUUUAAUGUGCAACUGUUCAUGCAAAUGGUUUUUUAAGGUUAUAUCUUUCUUGUAGUAUAGUAAAGGGUUCUGUAGGCAAGUGAUCUAACCUGGUCACUAAAUUAGAAGUGGAAUAAAAAUUUACUCACGUACUAACAAACAUUCCAUCUAAGACUAAGUGAACCGGACUCAAAUUUUUAACAUUACUGACUUGUGCGACGUAGAAUACAAAUUUGCUUUUUAUGCUGAAUAUAAUGAUGUCACACAAUGUUUCAAAAAUAUACCCGGAAAACUUACUUGGAAGUAAUUUCCCGAUGAAACUUGUAUUUUCUGUUCACAUCAUUCAUUUUUUUAUGUCAUCACGUUCAAAUUAAUGUAAUUUUGAGUAUAUGCCGUACAGUCGUCGGUAUUAUUAGCGCAUGAAGGAAAGUAGAAUUUCACUGUUGAAGUUAUUUUGCGUAAAAAUUUUUCAAUAUAUAAAGUAGUAUCACAAACAUCAAAACUUGAUUUGUUAAUGUCCUUAACUGAGAGGAGAAUUGAAGUUUUACAAUGUUUUUGGCAAGGUAGUUGUCAUUCAUAGUAGUUGUCACUCAAAAGCGGUAAAAGAGUCUUAGCACAAAGUAAGUGCGGCUUAUUCGUUUUUGCACUGCACUUGGGCGAAUUGGUUUGUUUUAGGGGGGGUGUACUAUGAUAGUUCCAAAAGUAGACUCGAUAGAUUUUAUGAACUUGAUACAGGUAGCAUUCAGUAAAAUUGUUGGUCAUACUGCUUGCAAAUCUCUGUAACUCUGGGAUGAUGGUAAAUCAUGAAUUGAU
Hyalella azteca is the source of this 4278-nucleotide messenger RNA. It is a transcript of the gene Spt-I, whose product is annotated as serine palmitoyltransferase 1. Gene Ontology annotation, biological process: sphingosine biosynthetic process; ceramide biosynthetic process. Gene Ontology annotation, molecular function: serine C-palmitoyltransferase activity; pyridoxal phosphate binding. Gene Ontology annotation, cellular component: endoplasmic reticulum. Lineage: Eukaryota; Metazoa; Arthropoda; Malacostraca; Amphipoda; Hyalellidae. The record is from RefSeq and is a predicted model, not a curated record.